Molecule: messenger RNA, 2601 nt
Organism: Diutina rugosa
Lineage: Eukaryota; Fungi; Ascomycota; Pichiomycetes; Serinales; Debaryomycetaceae
Gene: STV1
Product: Stv1p
Exons: 1
Coding region: 1-2601 (866 amino acids)
Biological process (GO): proton transmembrane transport; vacuolar acidification
Cellular component (GO): vacuolar proton-transporting V-type ATPase, V0 domain; vacuolar proton-transporting V-type ATPase complex; fungal-type vacuole membrane
Molecular function (GO): proton-transporting ATPase activity, rotational mechanism; ATPase binding
Source: RefSeq, a predicted model, not a curated record
AUGGCUGACGCCCCGGACGAAGCGAUCUUUCGGCUGGCGCCGAUGUGUCUCGUACAAUUUUACGUGACCAUUGAGCUUGCUCGUGACCUCGUGUUUCAACUCGGCCAACAAGGCUGUGUUCACUUUCGAGACUUGAACCUGAAACUUACUCCAUUCCAAAGAACGUUCGUUGAUGAAGUCAAGCGCAUUGAUGAAUUAGAGGCGAAGCUCAGAUACAUUCGUGGCCUCAUGGACAAGUACAAUACGUUGCUGCUGUAUUUCGAUGUUCUGGAAGCCACAGCUCAACGUCUCUGUCCAGUGCUGGAGUAUGAUGCAAUCAGCGACAUCAUCCAUUCCGCCAGUUCUCGUCUUGAACAAUUGGAUGAGUCAUACGAUCGUCUCCAGCUGCAACUUGAUCGGUUGCUGGAAAACAAGCUGGUGCUCGAGGCAUAUACUGCAUUCACAUCAAACACCCUCACUGCAGCACGAAUGCUGACAGAUCUCGACGAACUGGAUCGGUUGCGCAUGUAUGAGGAAUUCGACAUUGUUCUGGAGGAUGAGAGUGACACAGAAAAUGUGGCUCUGACUAACAGCAUGGCCGGUACUAUCGAUAAAAAUAAAAUACCCGUGUUGCGGAAAGUGCUCUGGCGUGCAUUGAGAGGUAACCUUUAUUUCAAUGAGGUAGAGCUUCCAGACCAUGACCGCCUGGUGUUCAUUCUUUUCGCUCACGGUGAUGUGCUCAAGGCGAAAGCCCGAAAGAUCAUCGGCACGUUGGACGGGGUCAUCUACGAUAACGUCAAGGGAUCAAGAGCCAUGCGCCAGGAAACCAUCGAUGAAAUUAAUGCGAAGGUUUCUGACUUGAACAAUAUCGUUGACUCAACCAAGCAGCACUUGGUCACCGAGCUCAUGUUGCUUCAAGAACGCUACGCUGAUUACGCUUUCCAGAUCACGCGGGAAAAAAGCAUUUACGAGGUGCUCAAUAUGUUUGAUCAAGAUCUGACGCGGCGUUGUCUUGUUGGCGAGGGUUGGAUCCCUGAUGAUGAGUACCACACUGUUCAACUGGUCCUUCUGCGCUUAGUUGCCGACAAGCUGGGCCAUAAUAGACGAACCCUGCUGGUACUGGAAGUGAUAACCAUAGAUGAUGACGACGAAACAUUUGCAAGUGCUGUCAUUGACAGUGAUGAUCUUGUCGCUGUGAUGAAUCACCUUACGACCAAUCGUACUCCUCCCACCUACCACAGAACCAACAAAUUCACUGAAGCUUUUCAGGCAAUCAUUGAUGCCUAUGGGAUAGCCACUUAUCAAGAAGUUAAUCCGGGUUUGGCCACCAUCAUCACCUUCCCCUUCAUGUUCGCUAUCAUGUUUGGUGAUUUUGGGCAUGGCGUAAUUCUCUUCCUUAUGGCAUUGUACCUUGUCAUAAAUGAGAAGCUGAUUGGAUUAAUCCGCAAUCGGGAUGAAAUUUUCGACAUGGCUUACCUGGGUCGGUAUAUCUUGUUAUUAAUGGGGGGAUUCUCAUUGUACACUGGGAUAAUCUAUAAUGAUGUUUUCUCGAAGCUGAUGACAAUUUUCCCCAGUGGCUGGCAGUGGCCGGAAAAGUUUGAAGCUGGAGCUCAGCUUAUUGCCUCUAAGGUUGAAGGGUACACCUACCCAUUUGGUCUUGAUUGGGGCUGGCACGGAACUGAGAAUAACUUGUUGUUCACAAACUCAUACAAAAUGAAGUUGCUGGUGUUGAUGGGUUACAUCCACAUGAACUACUCGCUCAUGUUUCUGUUAGUAAACUUCCGCUUCUUCAAUCUGUGGGUGGACAUUGUCGGUAACUUCAUUCCCUCAUUCCUCUUCAUGCAGCUGAUUUUCGGCUAUUUGACGAUUACGAUCAUAUAUAAGUGGUGUGUCGAUUGGCUUGGCACAGGUCGUCAACCCCCUGGGUUAUUGAACAUGUUGAUCAAUAUGUUUUUAAGUCCUGGGAAGGUUGACGUUCCUUUGUAUCCUGGACAAUCGAUUAUUCAAGUGAUCCUUUUGCUUGUUGCUCUCAUUUGUGUGCCCUGGCUUCUCAUUUACAAGCCGUACGUGCUCAACAGACAACAUAAGCUGAUACUGCGGGACGGACCCCAAUAUUCUCAAUUGGACCAACAAUUGGAUCGGUUAGAUGGAGGAUCUCGUCACUCGGCGGACUCAUUUGACUUAGAGCUUGAACAUUUCCCCAAUGAGGAUUUGGCACUCGAUGCUGGUGGAGGCCACGGUCAUGGCGACGAAUUCAAUUUGGGUGACGUGGUCAUUCACCAAGUUAUUCAUACCAUUGAAUUUUGUCUUAACUGUGUCUCCCACACAGCAUCAUACCUUCGGUUGUGGGCUUUAUCGUUGGCUCAUGCCCAAUUGCUGACGGUUUUAUGGGACAUGACAAUACAAAAUGCAUUCGGUUCCACGGGGACCAAAGGGGUGAUCAUGACAGUAAUUUUGUUUGGUAUGUGGUUUGUAUUGACCGUGGCUAUCUUAGUGGUCAUGGAAGGUACGUCGGCUAUGCUUCACUCGUUAAGACUUCAUUGGGUCGAAGCCAUGUCCAAAUUCUUCCAAGGUGAAGGGUACGCAUUUACGCCAUUUAAGUUUAGUAUUGAGGUUAACUAG